This is a messenger RNA of Fonsecaea nubica, 993 nucleotides long. RefSeq lists its product as hypothetical. NCBI's taxonomy places the organism in Eukaryota, Fungi, Ascomycota, Eurotiomycetes, Chaetothyriales, Herpotrichiellaceae. The record is from RefSeq and is a predicted model, not a curated record. The transcript has 2 exons. The coding region runs from base 1 to 993 and encodes 330 amino acids.
AUGGACAAGACUGAUCCAACCCACCGCAAGGGUGUCGUUGGCAAUCCCAAUGCCAACUUCUGGCUCUAUGACUCCAAGACGGGGUUCGACCUGACACACCCGCCCACGCUCACCUCACCCACGCCUUCUCCCAACUAUACGGUAAAGACGACUACCCUCCCCAUCACCAUCCACCCCCCGAAAUCGGCCCUCGUCAUUAUCGACAUGCAGAACUUCUUCCUCUCCCCUAAGCUCGGACGGCCAGAAGACUCCAAGGGCCUGGUCGCACAGCAGCAGCUUCUCAAGUACGCCAUCCCGGCGGCCCGGAAAGCGGGCGUCCGCAUCAUCUGGUUGAAUUGGGGUUUGACCGACCAAGAAAUCGCCGAGAUGCCGCCGGGCACUCUCCGCGCAUUUGGUUUCGAAACCGUCCUCGCGGGCGAGUUUGAAUCCUAUGACAAAGUCGAGAAAAAGCAAGCAGCUGUCGACUCGCACGGUGUCAACGAGGGGUGCCAUGAGUUCCCAGUCCCACAGAUCGAAACGUCAGGCAAGAAUCCGCGAAUCUACAAGGGAUUGGGGAGUGAAAUUGGCCCUGUAGCCCUCGAUGAUGGCAGCACGACUCAAGGCGGACGGUUGCUGAUGCGUGACACGUGGAACGCCGACUUGACCCCGGAACUGAAACAUACAUACGAGACAGACGGUAAGAAGGCUAAUCCGCCAGAUGUAUGGAUCCACAAGAACCGCAUGUCUGGGCUCUGGGGUCAAAGUACCUUAUGCACUGAGUUUCUUGAGAAGGAGGGCAUCAAGACGUUAUUUUUCACGGGAGUGAACACAGAUCAGUGUGUGGGUGGGAGUCUUCAGGAUGCAUUCACAAAAGGCUACGACGUGGUUCUGCUCUCCGAUGGUGCCGCCACCACGAGCCCAUCGAGCAGUCAGGAGAGUAUCGAAUUCAACUGCGCAAAGACUUGGGGUUUCUGUACUACCUGCAAGGACUUUGCGGAGGGGUUGGGCUUGUAA